UAAAGAGAUUUGUGCGUAAAGGCGUACCCAGCGAGCUCCGUGCCAAAGUGUGGAUGUCAACCAGUGGCGCCCAGGAGCGACUGGACAGCAAGCCUGGCUACUACCGCUCUCUUCUGGACAUGCAGCAUGACCCCAGGCUGACAGAGACCAUCCACUUAGACGUCCACAGGACCUUCCCUGACAAUGUCUUCUUCCAAAGUCAAGCAGAGCCUGGCCUGCUGAAGGCACUGUCUAAUGUGCUGCUGGCCUAUGGACACCAUAACACAGGUGUGGGGUACUGUCAGGGGAUGAACUUUAUUGCAGGCUACAUCAUUAUAAUCACCAAGGAGGAAGAAAAAGCUUUCUGGCUGAUGGAUGCAUUGCUGGGAAAAAUACUUCCAGACUACUAUAGUCCGGCCAUGCUGGGCCUGAGGACGGACCAGGAGGUUCUUAAGGAGCUGGUGAAGACCAAAGCUCCAGCUGUGGGCCAGCUCAUGGACCAGUAUCCUGGCAUAUGGAGUGUGGUAGUGUCACGUUGGUUCAUCUGUCUUUACGUCGACAUUCUGCCCAUCGAGACCGUCCUGCGGAUCUGGGACUGUCUCUUCUACGAAGGCUCCAAGGUACUCUUCCGGGUGGCACUGACUCUGAUCCGACACCACCAGCCGGAAAUCCUGCGAGCUCGCUCUUUGCAGGAUGUUUGCCAGUGUUUCAAACAGAUCACCUGUGGCGUUUUCACGCUGGACUGCCAUACGUUCAUGCAGAAAAUCUUUGCAGAACCCGGGAGUCUGUCUAUGGCAACUGUUGAUAAACUGAGAGACAAAUGUCGGCAAAGGAUACAGGAAGACGAAUCAAGACGGCUGUAAAGUUUCCCCGAAGUGACGUGACAUAAAUUACUGGUAAUCAUAUAGACACUAUAUGGACACAAGAGACUGAGGGCAGCAAGAAAACCGCACACUGCAGCAGAGAAUAUAACACAUUUUGCUUCUAAAUCUGUUUCAUUUUAUUCAAAAGGAGUGAGGGCAGCAAGAAAACAGAUAACUUCGGCAAUAUCACUAAGUUUGUCAUGUUUGGCUCGAUAUUAUUCGACGACAGCAAAGUGGAGACUGUGGGACAUGCGUUUUUAUAUUUCUAUCAUUAUAUUUGUGUCUUAUCUAAAAGGAGACUAAGGACAUUUCUAUACAUGUUUUAUCUAAAAGGACAUCAAGAAAACGGAACACUUUUAACAAGCUGUGACUCAAAUUUAACUGUGGUAGUAAGAAAAUGGCACUGCCGCAGCCAAGUGGAGACUGUGGAGGACAGAUGUUUUUGUUGAGAAUGAGAUCAGCAGUGGAGACUGGUUUUGCUUAUUUUUUUACCAUCAUUUCUAGCUUGGUCUGAUUCCACUGGAGCAAAGUGAUCUAUGGAACAAGUUGAUUUAAAUAUUUAUCUACCCUCCUGCCUUAUCCAACAGGAGACUAAGGGUAGAACAAACGGGCAACUGUAACUUUCUUUCUAGCUCUGUCCAAGCUGACACUAAGGGAAACAGUAAAACAAACACAUUAUGACAUCACAUCAUUCCGAUUAUAUAACCAAUAAAUUGAGGCUAUAAUACUAAAGGCUUAUCAUCUUCGUUUGUCGUUGGUUUUUGCGCCUGGCUCCUUAACCUCUCCACCCC
Molecule: messenger RNA, 1633 nt
Organism: Nerophis ophidion (straightnose pipefish)
Lineage: Eukaryota; Metazoa; Chordata; Actinopteri; Syngnathiformes; Syngnathidae
Product: growth hormone-regulated TBC protein 1-A-like
Exons: 6
Coding region: 54-842 (262 amino acids)
Source: RefSeq, a predicted model, not a curated record